Molecule: messenger RNA, 2598 nt
Organism: Dama dama (fallow deer)
Lineage: Eukaryota; Metazoa; Chordata; Mammalia; Artiodactyla; Cervidae
Gene: SCARB1
Product: scavenger receptor class B member 1
Exons: 12
Coding region: 231-1751 (506 amino acids)
Biological process (GO): cholesterol import; cholesterol efflux; plasma lipoprotein particle clearance
Cellular component (GO): caveola; cytoplasm
Molecular function (GO): low-density lipoprotein particle binding; scavenger receptor activity; lipid binding
Source: RefSeq, a predicted model, not a curated record
CCUCGCCCUUGCUCGCCCGCGCCGGCCGGAAUCCCGGUGCCCGGGGCGUCCCGGGGGGCGGUCCGCCCCGGUGAUGGCGCAUAAAACCGCUGGCCACCUGCCGGGCCGCUCCUCCGUGUGCUGCGGGCCUCGUCUUCGGAGUCGCUGCCUCUAUCACCUCCGUCCCCGUCUCGGUCCCUUCACAGGCGCGGAACCCCGCGAGCACCGCGCGGGCGCCGGGGCGCGCAGACAUGGGCAACCUCUCUAGAGCGCGCCGGGUGACCGCGGCGCUGGGUUUCAUCGGGCUCCUCUUCGCCGUGCUGGGCAUUAUCAUGAUCGUGAUGGUGCCCUCAAUCAUCAAGCAGCAGGUCCUCAAGAAUGUGCGCAUCGACCCCAACAGCCUGUCUUUCAACAUGUGGAAGGAAAUCCCUGUCCCCUUCUACCUUUCUGUCUACUUUUUCAACAUCCUCAACCCCGAGGAGAUCAUCCAAGGCCAGAAGCCACAGGUGCAGGAGCGCGGGCCUUAUGUGUACAGGGAGUUCAGGCACAAGAGCAACAUCACCUUCAACAACAAUGACACGGUGUCCUUCCUGGAGCACCGCAGCUACCAGUUCCAGCCGGAUAAGUCCCGCGGCCAGGAGAGCGACUACAUCGUCAUGCCCAACAUCCUGGUCCUGAGUGCGUCAAUGAUGAUGGAGAACAGGCCCGGGAUCUUGAAGCUGAUCAUGACCUUGGCGUUCAGCACCCUUGGCCAGCGUGCCUUCAUGAACCGCACUGUUGGCGAGAUCAUGUGGGGCUAUGACGACCCCUUAAUCCACCUCAUCAAUCAGUACUUCCCAAACUCACUCCCCUUCAAGGGCAAGUUUGGCUUAUUUGCUGAGCUCAACAACUCCGAUUCUGGCCUCUUCACCGUGUUCACAGGGGUCAAAGACUUCAGCAGGAUCCACCUCGUGGACAAGUGGAAUGGAGUCAGCAAGGUCAACUUCUGGCAUUCCGAUCAGUGCAACAUGAUUAACGGAACUUCCGGGCAGAUGUGGGCACCAUUUAUGACCCCUGAAUCCUCGCUGGAAUUCUACAGCCCCGAGGCCUGCCGGUCCAUGAAGCUCAUCUACAAGGAGCAGGGGAUGUUUGGAGGCAUCCCCACCUUUCGCUUCGUGGCUCCCAGCACCUUAUUUGCCAACGGGUCCGUCUACCCACCCAACGAGGGCUUCUGCCCGUGCCGGGAGUCCGGAAUCCAAAACGUCAGCACCUGCAGGUUCAAUGCACCCUUGUUUCUCUCCCAUCCUCACUUCUACAACGCUGACCCAGUCCUGGCAGAGGCAGUGUCUGGCCUCCAUCCUAACCCAAAAGAACAUUCCUUGUUCCUGGACAUCCACCCGGUCACCGGAAUCCCCAUGAACUGCUCUGUGAAACUGCAGCUGAGCCUCUUCCUUAAGUCUGUGAAAGGCAUCGGACAAACUGGGAACAUCCAGCCAGUGGUCCUGCCGCUAAUGUGGUUCGAAGAGAGCGGUGCAAUGGAGGGUGAGACCCUUCAGACAUUCUAUACCCAGCUGGUGUUGAUGCCCAAAGUGCUGCAGUAUGCCCAGUAUGUGCUCCUUGCCCUGGGCUGCAUCCUACUGCUCAUCCCCAUCAUCUACCAAAUCCGGAGUCAAGGUUCCAAAUAUGCCAUCAGCCAGCCCAGUCUGGCCGCUCAGCCAGACCAGCUUCCCAGCCCCUACACCCCGCUUCUUCAGGACUCACUCAGUGGACAGCCCACCAGUCCCAAAGUCUGAGCCCCCACCUCCUGCACAUUGCACGCACGCACGCACACACACACACACACACACACACACACACAUACACAUGCAUGCCCCUGGCACGUGUCCACACGAGUGCACAGGUGUGUGCAGACACUCAGGGAUGGAGCCGCUGCUGAGAAACUUGGGGGAAAGACUGGUCAACAAGGACUGUUCUGGAAACUUCUCUCCACGUAAUCCACAGGCCUGACCAUAGGUGCUAUGGGCACGGGGUCCCCUAGCCCAGGCCCUUAAUGACUCACGUCACCUCUCCCCAGCGGUCCGCUCCAUCUGUCUUGAAACACUGCAGCUCCUUUCUGGUGGCUCACCCAGGCAGGACAGGGCGUUUACCCUGAGAGGCUGCCACUGUCCCCAAAUCCAGCCCAGGAGCGCUGACUUCUUGUGACCGAACCUGGUGGGCAAGGUUUUGUGGUUCAGCGCCCAGCCCGGACCAGAGCUGUAGCCACUGGACUCCCAUCUGGGCCUCAGAAAUGGAGAUGCAUCAUAAACCCCCCGCAGGAUCAUGGGUUUGGGUGUCUAGGUCCCUUCCCUCCAGCCUAAACUGACAUCGUCCUGUAUACUGAGCCAGUCACUUCCUGGCUGGAGUGGCGGAAGGCUGUGCCCUGAGCUGCCCGCCACCAAGGUCUGCAGCUCUCAGGCGCCAGGGCAGAGGUAGAGAGGCUCCGGGACAUCAGCCUGGGUGUCUGGUCAGGAGACCCAUCCGUCUGGGACUCCUGGUCUCUGGGACAAGCAAGCCUCUGUCUCUUUUCUACUGGAAGAAAAACUGAAUAUCAUCUUUUAAAAAUAAUUCAUCAUUGAAUUAAUAAACCUUUUUAAAAAGUGA